UCAUUCUCAGCACAGCCGGACCAAAAUAACUAGACGGGAGAUUCAUCAUUUAGCAACAUACGCUGCGUACGUCAAGAUGCAAGUCACUAUUGUGGUGAUUCUUUUGUCUUUCUGUGCAAGUUUGGCACUACCAGUGCCAUUGGAUAAGAGUGACCAAGGGAGAGAGGGAAGAGAGAUAUCCGUCGAAGAACUUGAGUCAGAGUUGGAGGACAUUGAAAAUCACAUUAGCUCAGUUCGGACAAAGGUAAAGGAAGAAUCCAAGGAAAACAAAGAAACCCUCGAGACUACUAAAGGAACCCCUCCUACGUCCUCCCCUAAGACGUCUGUUGAAAGAAAAACUGAUACAGAAGCUCAAACGACUGCUGCGACUGUCAAGACAACUGAAGAAGUUCACAUCAUUGUGGAAAAGGAAACCUCCCCAACACAUACACCAGAAUCCACGGAACCAACACUAACACCAAAGAAACAGGCAACCAAUACGAAAAUUAGUACGACACCAUCUUCCACUAAGAAGACAUCCUUUGUUGUCAAAGUUGAGGUUGAACAGGAACAGAAGGCUGGUGGUGCAGAAGAAAACUUGCAAGAAGAAGACAAAAAAAAGUCUGAGGGAGUUUUUGCCGUGCAGAAGGUGACUGAAGGAGUGGAAGAAAAAGAAGAAACUGCCGAGGAACCUAAAAAGAUCAAAGUCUCAAAGGUGGCAAAUGCCGAAUCGCAGUGGGAAGAAAAAGUGGAAAGUGGAAAAACGACAGCAAAGAGUGGAUUCACAGUUGAGAAAAUUACGCCAAGUCCUAAGUCUCCAACCAAGUCAACGCAGAGUGAAGCUGUAGUAAAAGUAGAACGUGUCCCAUCCGAGCUAAACGUCGAGACAAAAAGAAGCUCAGUUCAACGGAUUGAAGAAGAUGAAGACUUGAAAGAAGGAAAAAUAGAAGUAACGGUGGAAAAAGAAUCAACAGAGACAUCCUCUGCAAAAGAAUCCUCCUUUGACAAAGAUGGUCAGAAAGAAAUUAUCGUGGAGGUAAAAAAAGUUUCUCCCGCAACCGAUGAAACGGAUGAAGAGGUCGAAGAAGUAGAAGUGAUAGCGAAACCAACUGUUAAACCAACUACAACGAAAGAAGUGCCAAUAAGCCAAGGUAAGGUUGAGGAAGUUUCCAUCAGCGUAGAGAAAAUAACACCUUCACAGCGUCCAACAAGUGGAAAAACCCAGACGUCCAUGGUGGAGAAGGUAGUGAAAGUGACUUCUGAAGACGAAGAUCUGGAUUUAGAAACUAGCCUGGAUGCAGUAAAUUACAAACGAUCAGAUGAUGCCUCUGAGAAGACUAGUGACAGUGAAGAGGAAGCGCUGGAGUUGGAAUUGGAAGGAGGUCAAGACAAUAUCGAUGAAAAAAAGCUUGCGCAGGAACUCGAUAAAGCUCUUGAAGCAGAAAGGAAUGGCAAAGAAAAUUUAAAGACAGACCAACCUGUGGAGCCAGCAGAGGGUCCCAAAACAUCUAAACCACCUGAAGUUACAACGGGAAAAGCGAAGCCGACAACUGAAGCUAAAGGGGAUGGAACAGACAAACAACUAGAAAAACUGAACGUUGAAGCCGCACCCGAGAAAGCGAAGGUCACAAAAGUAAUGUCCGAUGAAGAACUGGAGCUGGCCGAAUUAGCUCAAGAAACAAUGAAUGAUGAAGACAAGGAAGAAGUGAAACCAACGAAAAAACCAACAACAGCAACAUCUCAGGAGGUGGUCACAAAAGUGGAAAAGGUUCCGAAGGUGACAGUGCAAGUAACGAAAGAACGGAACGAAAAUUUGCUGAGUGAGGAAGAAACAGCUAAAGAAGAAAAGAAACUAAAAGUCGAGUUGGCAAAUGAACUGGAACAAGAAAAAGAAGGGCCUGUACCCGUUAUAGUGAAGGUAAAAAAACUCGGAGACAGCCCUGACCCCAAGCCAGCCGCGGCGGAAAAAGCGCAGGACGCGUCGGAAUUUGCACCUGACAAGCAAGAAGCUGAAAGUAACUCGAAAAGGGAGGUAGAAGAGCAGGAGGAGGAGCUGGAAGACGACACUGAUGCAAAAUCAAAAAGGUCCGCAUCGAUCACUCGAAACGACCCUGAAGCACAACUGGAAAAUUUGUUAGCCAUGUGAUUUCAGUCUAACAGCGUUAUCUACUAUACUUAAAUAUAUCAAUAACCCUCUUGACUUCAGUAGAGAAUAAGUUUUGUUUUUAAUCUUCAGUGCGCAAAAGAUUGCUUAGGCCUAAUUCACACAAGCGACAUACCGAUCUGGACAAUGGACAUGACGGCUCAUAAUAUAGAAAAGAUAAUAUUUUUACUCUUCAGUUUAUCCAUAUGUCCUUAUGUUCUAUGUUUCAUAUUUUAAACUUUCCAUGAAGUAUUUGUAUUGUGUUUGCGUGAUGUGGUCGUUAUUCCACCACCAGUGUGAACCAGGCUUAAACAGGUGCUAGUUAUCAAGCUCUUUUAUUCUGGAUAAGCAACCACAGGAAAUUAAUCGGCUAAGUGAUAACUUGUUUACCCUUUGCAAAAUUAAAAAAAGAAGAUAUUCAGCGUUUAGCCGUGGGAAGUUGUUAGAACCAGACCUUUUGAUUCAAUCAACUGGAAACUGAGUUUCUGGAGGAAAAGACAUCCCUCCGUAGCUCCCUAAUAGAAAUUCGUGUUCUAUAUACCCGGUUAUGCGCGAGAAUGAAACUAUGUUCUCAACGAUUUACAAUAUAUAUACCGCAUGUCUUAAGCCCGGCUACAAGCCUAUGAAGCCUGAAUUACUCCAAGUCAAUUAUUUGAUUUCACGGAGAAUAUUAAAUGCCUUAAAGUGCUACUGAGACAAAGCAUUUGUUAUCCCAAUUUAAAGUUUCUUGUUUUCUAAUCCAUUUAUAUUUUACUUUUAGUUAAGAAAUUGUCAGUUCAUGAAUUGCAAAUCAAUCUUCUGGCGCAAAGAAAGAAAGAAAGAAAGAAAUGUCUUUCGUCAAAGUUUGUCUUUUUCCACAUCCACCCCCUUACGUUUUGGCUCGUUCAAAUCCCACUUGCCGUGGUUAAUAUUUCGCUAAGCUUGCGAUCUCGACGAACUAAAGAUCUUGAAGACCGUAGCAUUGGAGAACUGACUAAACUGUGUACAUCGCAGUCGAAGCCCUAAAUAGAAAUGCCGUGGAAAUAUUCAAUGAAAUAUAGCAGGCCACAGAGUAGGGUCGCUUUGUAAUUCAUGUGUAAGGCUAACUUUCAUUGACCAUCUUACAGCUCUCAGUGGAGGCGCGGUGGCCUCAUAGUUAGUGCGCUCGUCCGGAUUGAGCGGUCCGGGUUCGAGCCCUGACCAUGGACAUUGUGUUGUGUUCUUGGGCAAGACACUUAACUCUCACAGUGCCUCUCCCCACCCAGGAGUAUAAAUGGGUACCGGCGAAUUGUUGGGGAAAGCUAACAAAUUGCGGGGAGUGACCUGCGAUGGACUGUCUAGCAUCCCGUCCAGGGGGAGUGGAAAUACUCUAAGCCGCUUCAUGCUACAGAAACCGGGAUAAGAUCCGGCAGCUAUGAGCCAGGCUUCACUACACGUUAGAACUCUGAGAUGUCAAAAUAAUGAGAUUUAUGGGCAUAAACCACUAAUCUCUUCCCUCGUGUUCAAUCUUAAUUCUCAGCGUGCCAUGAAAGUAAUACGACCAACCACCACUCGAGACUGUUUUGGCCGCGCAAGAUGACGGCCGAAUUUUGGCUCAAAACGUGACUUCGAACAGUUAAAAAGGAGUUUUUCGCAUACCUUUCGCGAACAAAAGUGAACACCAUUUGAAAGCAAGGUUAAAACUUCAUUAUCAAGCGAAAAAUUUCAGAUACGAAAAUUUCGUUUCAGUGGCACUUUUAUUCACUCGUAAUUCGUGACAUACAUAGUUGCAUGUGUCUGACAUCGCGGUGGCAUUCCCUUUCGCAAUUUGGACUCAAGACAGCUUGGAGUGAAGUUGGAACCCAUUUUUAGGGUGAUUUAGUGCAUGUUAUAGUCAUAGCUUUCUGUUACAAGACGAAAAAUAUUGAGGCUAGCAGUGGAACAUUUGUCAGCAAUCCAGCAAAACUUUGAAAUCCUUAGCAGAAGGAUUUGAGUAUAUUAUGAUGGAGACAGUAGGUUUCCUUUGCUGAUUUUGUUACCAAGUAUUUUUCUAUUACUUGUUUAGAUAAUUUUUUUAUAUAUAGAUGCCGCAUUGCAGGCUUUUUAUAGUAAGUAAUCAAUUUUAAACAAAUAAAAAGUGUGUAUUUACCCA
Molecule: messenger RNA, 4232 nt
Organism: Orbicella faveolata
Lineage: Eukaryota; Metazoa; Cnidaria; Anthozoa; Scleractinia; Merulinidae
Source: RefSeq, a predicted model, not a curated record